CAGAGAGUAGAAGAGAAUGGCCAGAACCAAGCAGACAGCGCGCAAAUCCACCGGAGGGAAAGCUCCCCGCAAGCAGCUGGCGACCAAAGCGGCCCGCAAGAGCGCUCCGGCCACGGGCGGAGUGAAGAAGCCUCAUCGCUACAGGCCCGGCACGGUGGCUCUGCGGGAGAUCCGCCGCUACCAGAAAUCCACCGAGCUGCUGAUCCGCAAACUGCCCUUCCAGCGCCUGGUGCGAGAGAUCGCUCAGGACUUCAAGACCGACCUGCGCUUCCAGAGCUCGGCGGUGAUGGCCCUGCAGGAGGCCAGCGAGGCUUACCUGGUGGGGCUGUUUGAGGACACCAACCUGUGUGCCAUCCACGCCAAGCGGGUCACCAUCAUGCCCAAAGACAUCCAGCUGGCCCGCCGGAUCCGCGGGGAGCGCGCCUAAACGGAGCCUGGCCGGCCCUGCACAUUCACCCCGAGAGAGAGAGAGAAACACAACGGCUCUUUUCAGAGCCACUAAACCAUCGAGAGAGAGCGGGAAACGAUGUGGUACAUUAAUAUUGUAAUUGUAAAACUGUGAAGUAAAUAGGGAUUGAGUAAAGUAUUGAUUUGGAGUCAGUCAGCGCCAAUUAAAAUACAGCGGCCGAAGUCUUCGGUGAUGGCAGAAUUUAUUAUAGUAUGGUAUUAGAGAUUUGUAAUUUUACUAGACAAUUAAGAAUUCCCCCAACAAAAGCCCUCUCUCCUCACUGUUUAUCGCGGUGUUAACAUGUGUUCUCCUUGUGGAGAAGUGCGCGGGAGAAGAUUUGGCGCCGAGAGAUCAAACGUUUUUAUUUCGAAUUGAAAAUCCCGCCAAAAUGCCAGAGGAGAAUGCGUGAAUUC
Molecule: messenger RNA, 861 nt
Organism: Hemiscyllium ocellatum (epaulette shark)
Lineage: Eukaryota; Metazoa; Chordata; Chondrichthyes; Orectolobiformes; Hemiscylliidae
Product: histone H3
Exons: 1
Coding region: 17-427 (136 amino acids)
Cellular component (GO): nucleosome
Molecular function (GO): DNA binding; protein heterodimerization activity; structural constituent of chromatin
Source: RefSeq, a predicted model, not a curated record